Messenger RNA from Echinococcus granulosus, 363 nucleotides. Its product is annotated as Homeobox protein HMX1. Gene Ontology annotation, biological process: regulation of transcription by RNA polymerase II. The record is from RefSeq and is a predicted model, not a curated record. The transcript has a single exon. Gene Ontology annotation, cellular component: nucleus. Gene Ontology annotation, molecular function: DNA-binding transcription factor activity, RNA polymerase II-specific; RNA polymerase II transcription regulatory region sequence-specific DNA binding. Bases 1 to 363 code for a protein of 120 amino acids. NCBI's taxonomy places the organism in Eukaryota, Metazoa, Platyhelminthes, Cestoda, Cyclophyllidea, Taeniidae.
AUGGAGGUUCCGGAAUCAAUAGGUGUGCCACAGCAGUAUGACAUGUUGAUGCAUCCGAUAAGGAAGAAGAAGACGCGAACGGUGUUCUCGAGGAGUCAAGUCCUUCAGCUGGAAGCAACCUUCGAGGCAAAGCGGUAUCUCUCCAGCGUAGAGCGUGUCUCGCUGGCGCAGACUCUGCAACUCACUGAGACGCAAGUGAAGAUUUGGUUCCAGAACAGGCGCAACAAGUGGAAGCGCCAACUAGUCUCUGGUGGACAGUGGAGCAUCCAGUCUUCCGCCUUCUCAGCUGUGGAUCCUCCACCACAUCCCGUUGACUACUCUGCUCCCCACGAUGAUCCUCACAAAAGCCAUUACUUUUCCUGA